Leptinotarsa decemlineata (Colorado potato beetle) is the source of this 1434-nucleotide messenger RNA. Its product is annotated as CLIP domain-containing serine protease HP8. Lineage: Eukaryota; Metazoa; Arthropoda; Insecta; Coleoptera; Chrysomelidae. Gene Ontology annotation, molecular function: serine-type endopeptidase activity. The record is from RefSeq and is a predicted model, not a curated record. Gene Ontology annotation, biological process: proteolysis.
ACUAAGCAAGUUCGUUCCCAGACACUGGUAUUCCCAAGGCUGGCUCGAUAUUCACGAUUUCAACGGAUAGACCGAAAGAUCAGAUGGGUCAUCAAGAAACCGACUCGUAAACUUGUUUGUAAUAAUAAUGUUUCACUAAUUUGCUUUCAGUUGUUGUGGAAGUAGGAAUAAACAUGGGUGAUACUGGACUAUUUCGAAGUGCUGUCAUACUUUUUGGACUAUUUAAUGUGUGUUAUACACAAUCCUACGACUCAUGUUUCACUCCCAGGAACGAGAAUGGGGACUGUAAGGUCAUCAGUUCGUGUCCAAGUUUAUUUGCCCUCUUAGAAAAGCGACCUAUCAAAUCUCAAGAUGCGGAUUACCUAAGACGUUCCCAGUGUGGUUUUGAAGGAACCUUACCGAAAGUAUGCUGCCCAUUAGGAGGUCAAACAUCUUCAACAUCCAAACCAGUGAUUGAUCAUAAUAUGGAACUGAAGCCAUCUAAGAGCUCUCUCUUGCCCUCAACCGAGAUGUGUGGUAUCAGUACUCAAGAUAAAAUAUAUGGUGGAACUGAAGCGGGUCUACAGGAAUUUCCUUGGAUGGCGUUGGUGGAAUACGAAAGAGACGAUAGAAGACAUGGAUUCUACUGUGGAGGUGUCUUGAUCAAUUCGCGAUAUAUUUUAACAGCUGCUCAUUGCAUAAAGGGAAAAGACUUACCAAAAACAUGGAAACUAGUGAGUGUUCGACUUGGAGAACAUAAUACCGACAAUGAGACAGACUGUUACGACAACGGUUUUACAGUUCAGUGCUCGCCUCCCCCCAUAAAUGUACCUGUUGAGGAAACUGUAGCACAUGAACAAUACGAUGCAUAUGAUGUAAAUCAGUAUCAUGAUAUAGGUUUACUCAGACUAGCCAGGGAAGUUACAUUUACAGCUAACGUCAAACCAAUCUGUUUACCGAAAACUGCAAAUGAUCAAACCAAAAGUUUCGUUGGAAAAAAACUGACAGUGGCUGGUUGGGGUAAAACCGAAACCAGGUCAGAGAGCUCUGUGAAACUGAAACUUGAUGUACCUGUGAAAGCUAACUCGGAAUGUUCUCGAAUAUAUAGUCAGGCUGGUGUCAACCUCCAAGGGUCUCAGGUGUGUGCGGGAGGCGAGAAAGGAAAGGAUUCCUGUAGAGGCGAUAGUGGGGGUCCUCUGAUGAGCCUAUACGCUGAUGAAAAUGGAGAGAUUAACUGGUACUCUAUUGGCGUUGUUUCAUUCGGUCCGUCUCCGUGUGGAAUGCAAGGAUGGCCCGGAGUAUACACUAAAGUCGCCAACUAUGUACCAUGGAUAAUAAGUAAAUUGCGACCGUGAUAAUAAAAAUGAGUGACUGUUUUAGUAUACUUUUUUAUUUUUUGAUAUUUGAAUAGGAUUAAGAUGUAUAAGUAAAUUUCAAUUAUAAUUCUUUUUAUAC